UAGCAGGGCCGCCAUUUUUGCAAAGGGAAAAGAGACUGGUCUGAGGGGAUCUAAUUUCUAAAAGUCGCCGUUCACUAAGGCACAGUUUUAACGGUUUCUCGUUGAUUUUUUAGUCCAAAUUUGGGCUCCCGUGAACAACAAGAGGCAGCGGAUUUUUCAAAGGAAUAGACUGUAGAGGACUCGUUGAUAUACAAACAUUUUAAAGCUUUGCUAGGGAUCCGCAGUGUGGACACAAGUAUUGUUUUGGUUGUGGAGUCUGUGUGGAAAGCGACGGGGGUCUCACCCAGGUCCCCCUUUUCGCUACUGAGAUCCUCCAGAGUGGACAUAAAAAGGCCUUGUGGAUGCACUUAGAUGUCUGCAAUGUCUGCUGUGGCUGGUAUGCCUCAGUGUUUUGGACUCCCUUUCUCUGGACUCAGUAGGACAAGAACUGAUCAGCAGAGAACGUCAUGAGCAUAGUCAUCCCAGUGGGGGUGGACACAGCAGACACCUCAUACCUGGACAUGGCGGCAGGCUCAGACAGACCAGAAUCAGUGGAGGCCAGUCCUGUGGUCGUGGAAAAGUCCAGCUACCCACACCAGAUCUACAGCAGCAGUUCUCACCAUUCCCACAGUUACAUUGGCCUGCCUUAUGCUGACCAUAAUUAUGGGGCGCGGCCCCCACCUACGCCACCGGCCUCCCCUCCUCCCUCCAUGUUGAUCCGACAAGUAGAGGGAGGGUUGUUUGUACCAGGGGGGCAGGACGACGCUUCCAGGGGAACCACGCUCAGCACGUCGGAGGAUGGAAGCUACGGCGCCGACAUCACCCGCUGCAUCUGUGGAUUCACCCACGAUGACGGCUACAUGAUCUGCUGUGACAAGUGCAGCGCCUGGCAACAUAUAGACUGCAUGGGCAUCGACAGGCAGAACAUUCCUGAGACCUAUCUGUGUGAAAGCUGCCAACCACGACAGUUGGACAAGGAGAGGGCCAUCCUGCUCCAGACCAGGAAACGUGAAUGUUUGUCUGAUGGCGACACAAGUGCUACAGAGAGUGGAGAUGAGGUGCCGCUAGAGCUGUACUCCACCUUCCAACACACGCCCACCACCAUCACCCUGACGACUACUCGCCUCGGCCAUAAACAGACUGAUAAAAAGCGUAAAAAGAGUGGAGAAAAGGAGCCUCCGGCAUCUUCUGCACGAGCUAAGAAGGCCUUUCGCGAGGGGUCGAGAAAGUCCUCGAGAGUAAAGGGCGCAGCUCCAGAGCAGGAGCCAACAGAGCACCCGUCUCUGUGGGAAAACAAGAUCAAGACGUGGAUGGAGCGGUACGAGGAGGCCAGCAGCAAUCAGUACAGCGAAGACGUCCAGGUCCUCUUACGUGUUAAGGAGCAAGGCGACGGCAAAAGUCUCGCGUACAACACACACCCUGCCUCUUUCAAACCACCUGUGGAGAGUCAAGUACAGAAGAACAAGAAGAUCCUCAAGGCGGUGCGAGACCUGGCCCCAGACUCGCUCAUCAUCGAGUACCGGGGAAAGUUCAUGCUUCGACAGCAGUUCGAGGCCAAUGGUUACUUCUUCAAGAGGCCGUACCCAUUUGUAUUAUUUUAUUCCAAAUUUGAUGGGGUGGAGAUGUGUGUGGACGCCCGCAGCUUCGGCAACGAAGCGCGUUUCAUUCGUCGCUCCUGUACUCCCAACUCUGAGGUGCGGCACGUCAUCGAGGACGGCAUGCUCCAUCUGUACAUCUACUCACUGAGGCCAAUCACUAAGGGCACAGAGAUCACCAUUGGCUUUGAUUUUGAUUAUGGCAGCUGUAAAUACAAGGUGGACUGUGCCUGUGUGAAGGGGAACCAGGAAUGCCCCGUGCUCAAGCACAACUUGGAGCCCACAGAGAACUUGGCCUCAGUAGGCCGGCGUCGCGGGAGUCGUAAGGACAAGGAGAUGGUGCGGGACGACCUGGGCCAGAACCAGAACAUGGGUCUGGACGGCGAGGGGAGGAGCAAGAGUGUAGGCGACGGCAAACAGAGAAAACUUUCUCCCCUCCGCCUCUCCAUCUCAAACAACCAGGAUCCUGAGUUAUAUGAGGAUCUAGAAGACAAAACCUCCGUUAGCAAUGAAGUAGAGAUGGAGUCAGAAGAGCAGAUUGCAGAGAGGAGGAGGAAGAUGGCCAGCCCAGCGGAGCAGUCCCAUCUCCCUGUCGGGGCGGCUUCCAGCUGGAAGGGACUGAAACACAAGGAGACACGAGAAGAGAGGAAAAUGGAGGCCAUCCUGCAAGCCUUUGCACGCAUGGAGAAGAGAGAGAAGCGCAGGGAGCAGGCCCUGGAGCGGAUUGGCAGUGUCAAGACGGAGGUCGGAGGUCGCAGUGACAUCAAGGAGGAGCCUCCAGCGACGCCCGAGGCGGCAGAUUCUCCAGUCGUCAUGCAGCCUCUUCUGGAGGUGAAGGAGGAGCCAGGAUUGAAGCCGGCAAAGGUGAAAGGCUCGAGGAACAGGAAGAGUUUCUCAAGGAACCGCACACACAUCGGCCAACAGCGCCGGCGAGCUCGCACCAUCAGCACCUGCUCCGACUUACCUCCAGCCUCUCCCACUGAGUCUGUGGAGCCUCUGACCAAUGACGUCUCUGAGGGAGACACGCCCACUGCACCAGAGCCAGAGGCCAUUUGUGCCCAAGCACCAGACAGCAGCCCCCCUCACAGCGGCUCACCUGCACCUGAGAGACAGCGCAAAAACUUCAAAACUAAAAAGCACUUUGUCAGUGAGUGGGUGGGAGAGAAGCAGCAGGAUCGUGUUGCAGUGCGGACCCCUGAACCGGCCCCUGAGAGACCCCUGAGAAUAAGCAGCGACCCCGAAGUUCUCGCCACGCAGCUGAACGCCUUACCGGGCAUGGCCUGCUCGCCGCAGGUCUACAGCACGCCCAAACACUACGUCCGCUUCUCGUCCCCGUUCCUGGCAAACCGCAGUCCCACCACUCCUGGAGUCCCCACAGGAAGACGGCGGUCCAGAGAACUGCAGGAAACACUGCCAUCUACAGGCUCCUGCAAGAAGCGAUGGUUGAAGCAGGCUCUGGAGGAGGAGGGCUCCACCAGCCCGGCCAGACGCCCGAGCCUCUUCAUGCCCAGUGAAGGUUCUCUCAGCCCGUCCAUCAACGGAGACUCUGACAGUCCUCUGCCCUACAACGGCACCUGCUUGCUGCCAGAGUUGCCGACUCCUUUGAAAAAGCGUCGCUUGUGUCCGUUGGACGCCUGCAUGUCUGAGAGCUCCACGCCCUACGGCUCUCCUUGUGCCACGCCCACAAGGACGGACCCGGCCGAGACGCCAUCGACGCCCGUCUUGCUGGCCACUCCCCCGCGCCCCCGGACGGACGAGUCCAGUACAGAACACUUACCCAGCACACCAACACAGACACUUAGUGCUCCUCCGGAGAGUGAAUCUUCAGGGGAGAGUUCACCGGAACUCAGCCGGAAACCCAGUGUGCAAGAGGCUGAUCGGCCUCCAUCGUUAGCCACCUCCCCGUGCAUCAGGGCUCCCGGCUCAGACGGACCCCCGACAGAACCCAAGGUGUCGGUUCCGGAGAGUCCACAGCCUCCAGCAGCAGAGUCCAAGGACUGCGGCGAGGACCGAGCCGACGGUGGAGUUGUUGAAGGCAACAGCAGCGAGACGUCCUCGUCUACAGAGACUUCCUCUUUCCCCGGCUGGAUCAAAAGCCCGGAGAGAGGCCCGACUGGAACAGCUGGCCUGAACUUCUCCCCAGUCAACUCAAACUUAAGGGACCUCACCCCGUCACACACCCUGGAGCCUCUGGCGGCUCCGUUCAGGCCCGAGGCUGCAGCUGGGACUGCAGCGGUGUCCACAGCAGGCACGGGGCCGUUGGUUAGCCCUCAGCCCACCUUCAGUGAAGGUCAGGGGCAGCUGUUUUACCCCUGCCCCGAGGAGGGAGGCUCACUCGGGUUCUCACGCUCACUGAACGGGGAUGGCACCGGCGAGGCUGGAGGAUCAGCGCAGAACCCUCCACAGAAGAAGAAGGUUUCUCUGCUCGAGUACAGAAAGCGUCAGCGUGAAGCUCGUCGCAGCGGCUCCAAGAACGACUGCAGCUCUCCUGUUUCCACCGUGCCGCCUCUGACCGUCGAUGCCUUUCCUGUCGCUCUCGAGGCCGCCAGCGAACCCCCCCCACCUCCUGCUCCCACAAUGCCCUGCUGCAGCAGCAGCAGCAUCAAGGACCUGCAAACUCCAGAAGAGGCAGAGGCUGCUGCAGAGAGAGGAGAGAAGGAUGGAGAAGGACAGUGGACGUCCUCGACCUCUGUGGAGCAGGCGCGUGAGCGGAGCUACCACCGAGCUCUGCUGCUCAGCAAGGACAAGGACGGAGAUGGUGAAACAGAGGGCGGAGAAACACCUGCAGCGAGAGACUGUCCAUCACCCGGUCCUCAGCAGACGCCCACCCACGCUCCCGGCUCUCCUGGUGCUCUCGCUCAGACUCCUGGUCGCUCAGUGAAGGAGGAAGACGCUGACGCUCAGCCUCGGACGCCUAAUCCCACCAAUCAGCCGCCGAGCAAGCCUGCAGGACCCAAGCCGGCUCCUCUGACCCCCACCAAGCUGCACCCGACGCCACUCCCCUCGUCUCCGGUCCACUUUCCCGGUUCCUCUCUCCUUCACUCUCCCAAGCCCCAACCUCAAGGCUCCCCGUACCGCAGCCAGAGGGCGCUGUUCACUGCGCAGCCUCAGAACCAGCCCCAGGUUCAGGCUCAGGCUCAAACUGGUCCCACUCCUUUCCCCCAGUAUAACUCUCAGAGUGCUCCGCCCCCGCCUCCUCCUCCUCCUCCUGCUCCUCUGGCCUCCGCAGCGUAUUUUCCCACGCAGAGCCCCUCGCCUGCUGGACCCUUUCCCGGGUUUAAACCCUCCGUCAAUCCUCCGUACCCUCCCGGUUCUCAGCCCCUGAUGCAAACUCUUUCCCACACCAUGCACUAUCAGAGCUCAGCGGCUCCGCCUCCACCCCCGCCUCCCCCUCCUCACCCAAUGCCCGGCCCCACUCUGCUGCACGUGAACCUGCAGCCUCCUCCCCUCCAGCAGCAUCCGCUCAUGAUGGCUGCCGUGCCUCCCCCGCCCCCUCCCCCCCAGGCACCUUGCUGUCUGCCUCCGCCUCCUCCCCCGCCUCCCCCGCCGUCGUCUAACCCCUCGAUGCAGCCACACCACUUUCAGAACUUGGGGGGGUUUCAGCCGACGCUGAUGCACCCAGGCGCCGCUGUCAAUCCUUCGUUGCCCCAGUCACGUACCCCCGCCCUUCAGCAGACCGGACUGCCUCCGCCCCCACCUCCCCCCCAACAGACUCAACAAGGCCAGGUCCAGGCCACCGCCUCCCAGAUGCCGUCUGGGACCCGCGGAGCUCCUGCGUCCUCGACCCCCUUCCACAGCUCGGGGUACCUUAGUACGGGGUGGCACUGAGCGCCCCAAACCCCCCUGAGACAGCCCCUGAGAACUCACCCUGAGCAAGGGGGGCGUGUACCAUAAGCUGUAGAUAUGUUUUCUAUACGUACCUGAACACAUGGCCAGUGGAAAAACAGCUGAUUGUGGGAUAAAAGGGUACUUUUUAAAAAUAAAAAAACAGGACAGAAAAUUUUAGAAAAAAAGGACGAUGACGACGAUCUGAAAAAAACCAAGAUGGACGACCCUUCCCUCCCCUCGGUGCUCGUAGUCGCUCUCUGGACUCCUCGUGUUUUUAUAUUCCUGCUCUGUUGUGUGUCAUGUUUGAUUCACGUUUUAACGCCCGCACUUUGUUCAUUAUCGACAUUCCAGCCUGUCCCGACACCACCUUCCUCUCCUCCUCCCCCUCCUCCUCCCCCUUUAUCCUCUCUCUGUCAUGUAUUUGUUUAAUUCUAGCAGCUCAUUAUAGCAAAGAAAGCUUUUUGUAUAGAGAAAAAACCCCACAUAUUUUUUUUAUUCCUCUGUCUAACAACAAAUAUCUGUUCACCGCUGCAGAUCGAGUGAAAACCUGCCUCGCCGACGCCCGAGGCUGCACUCGCGUGUGUGUGUGUGUGUGACUGUGUGUGUGUGUGUGUGUGUGUGUGUGUGUGUGUGUGUGUGUGUGUGUGUGUGUGUGUGUGUGUCGUCGCCGUUGUCGUCGUCGUCUUCUGAAGUAGGCAGAGUGGUCUCGCCCACAGUUAGGACGUUAGCGGUUUAUUUUUGAAUAUCAAUGGUUCUUUGUAGAAAGUGUAAUUUAAUGUAUAGGUGGUUAAUCCGACUUUCACCAGGAACAGGUUGUAAAUAUUUGCUUCUUUUCUUUUCUACGCUUGUACAAUUCGCUCCCAUCCCAUUUUGAACUCUUGUUGUAAAUAUGAACGCUCUUCUUGGCAAAGCUGAAUGUUUCUGUGACUGUAGCAUUAUUAUUUUUAUUUUUAUUUGUUUUCCUCCCUUCUUCUCUGGACUGUUGGACUUUGUCCUCCUUUUUAUUUUUAUUAUUUGUGUGUGAGUGUAUGUUUGUGUGUGUGGAGGCGAGAGACUCACAGACACUGCACUGGUUGGCUAUUUUCAUGGUUCAUUAUAAUAAAUCACUGUAAUGACAGUUUUAUACCA
Molecule: messenger RNA, 6530 nt
Organism: Solea senegalensis (Senegalese sole)
Lineage: Eukaryota; Metazoa; Chordata; Actinopteri; Pleuronectiformes; Soleidae
Gene: kmt2e
Product: lysine (K)-specific methyltransferase 2E
Molecular function (GO): protein binding
Source: RefSeq, a predicted model, not a curated record